AUGUAUAUCAAACCGAGUGUCAUACCGCAGGGCUGGCAGAAGGCCUGGGAGGAACAGAUUUAUUGGUCGGUGCGUCUGGAUAAUCAGAAGCCCACUUACUACAAGAAACGGGAUAACUGGGAGGCUUGGGAAGCCGACAAGACCAUUUCGAGGGCGACAUGA
Plenodomus lingam JN3 is the source of this 162-nucleotide messenger RNA. NCBI's taxonomy places the organism in Eukaryota, Fungi, Ascomycota, Dothideomycetes, Pleosporales, Leptosphaeriaceae. The record is from RefSeq and is a predicted model, not a curated record.